Mauremys reevesii (Reeves's turtle) is the source of this 6530-nucleotide messenger RNA. It is a transcript of the gene ODF2L, whose product is annotated as outer dense fiber of sperm tails 2 like. The transcript is spliced from 21 exons. Gene Ontology annotation, cellular component: centrosome; ciliary basal body. NCBI's taxonomy places the organism in Eukaryota, Metazoa, Chordata, Testudines, Geoemydidae. Bases 367 to 2643 code for a protein of 758 amino acids. Gene Ontology annotation, biological process: negative regulation of cilium assembly. The record is from RefSeq and is a predicted model, not a curated record.
UGGUCUCUCCCCAGCGCGGGGGGUUAAAUCCCGCCUGCAGCCGCUGCCCGGGCCGGUGUGACGACGACCUCGGCACCAGGCGGUAGCCAGGCCUGAGCAGUAGCCAAGAUGGUCACGUUCCCGUGACGGAAACCGCAUCUAGCUGCCAAACGGGAGGGCUGCUCUGCGUGUCGUCACCCCGGCCCCGCUCGGCCCCGCGUGGCAGCGGGCUCCGCCCCUGAGCGCCGGGCGAGGGAAGGGAGCCGCGCCGCGGAAGCGGCGGGCGGCUACAGGUUGCUAAGGAAGCGGCUGCGGCUCCCUCUUCCCGCCGGGGAGUGCGGGGAGAAGGAGCGGGACGGCCAUGGAGGGAGGCUGAAUUAAGACAGAAUGUUGUCAUCUGUGCACACACAGAAUAACGAUAUUCUAUCAGAGUUGCAUGUUCAAAAAAAGUUGUCUUCUCCUGAUGUUGCUGAGGGAACAAGACAUGCACUAUCUAUUACACCUGGAGAAGCAGCAAAACUCUGUUCAUUGAUUCAGUCCUGUGAAGAUUAUUUUAGAAUCAGAAAAGUCAACCAACAUGGAAAAUAUUUUACUGGUCUAAGUGAAGAAGCAGACCAAUUUUCAGCGUGCAUGGAGGAAGAACCCUUGAAGCAGAAUUGGAGUUCAUUUACCAAAGUUAUGGAUAAACAUCAGACCAAGCUGAAAGAACUGUCACCCCAGUUCAAAAGCAGAUCACGGGAAAACUUCCUAGAACCAAACCUGAGUGAAAGUGAAAUGAGAUGGUUGAAAGAAGAUGAAAUUGCCACAUUACAGGAAAAGCUUCUUGAAGCAGAGAUGGCAAUCAGUUCAACAGAAAUGUUUUUGCCUUCAUUUAAAGUCACUAUUGCUGGAAUGACAAAUGUGUGUAACCUUUCUACAUCAGAUAUGAUUAAGAUUUCUAAACAAGAGGAUUUACUGAUAAAGGAACUAGAGGCUCUCAAACAUAUAAAAGGAUUGUUACUACACCUACUUAGAACAACAGAGCAUAAAGAAAUAAGCAGUAAACAAAUUGACAUUUUGAUUCAGAAGUUAACUGAAAGUGAAACUGAAAAUGAUGGUCUCAGAAAAGAAACGCUUGAAACAGAGAAGCAUAUUGUAGAGCUUUCUUCUCAGCUUCAAAAGGAAAAAGCAAAUGCACUAAAAGCAGACCACCUAUCAAAGUCAGUAGAAGCUGUACAAGCCCACCUGCAAUGCCAGAUUCAAAAAAAGGAGGUGGAGAAUGAUCAGUUGAAAGCAAAAAUACAGACUCUGGAAAAGAAAAUAUCUGAGUGGAAGCUUCAAAUUGGCAAACACAAGCACCAAAUUUUAGCUGUAAAGGAAACAAAUGAGCAAAAGAAGAAAGCUCUGAAAAAAGCAACCAGAGCCCAGAAACAAAGAGCUGAAUGUUUUGAAGCAUCUGUUGAAAAACUAACUUCCAAAAUUAGAAAGAGGGAAGUCAAAUUGUCUGAAGUACUUUCAGCUUCCAGUGUCUGGAAAAAUCAUCAUGAGAAGGCUGUAGAAGAAAAGACUCGGUUAGAGGUUCAGUUUGAAACUCUGAAGAAGCAGAUCACAAAUGUUUUGGAGGACCUGAAAAAAAUACAAGAUUGUGGAAGAAAUUCAAAUGAAGAAAUCAAUGGAAAGCUUAAUUCUAUCAAUUCAGAAAGUGCAAAUGUUCGUCUUGAAAAUGCAAAAUUAAAGGCUUUACUUGCUGCUUUGGAAGACAACGCUGUUUCGGCUGAAGCUGAACUCUUAAAUCUGCAAGAAAAAGUAAAGCAGCAGGAAAACCUUGCUGAACACUAUAAAACUCAGGUACAAAAAUUACAAACAGAAGCAGAAGAAUUGAAAGCCAGAUACGAAAAAGUGUUAAAUGAAAACAAAAUAAUAACAGAAGCCAAAAAUUUAGAGAUUAGUGAGGUGAGGAGCCAGAUACAGGCUCAGUUGAAGGAGUUAGAACAUGUUCGUGACUUACUGAAAGUAGCUGAAGAGAGGCUGCUGGAGUAUCAGGAAAACCUGUUGUCCUACAAAAGGAGCUAUGCAGACAAAUCCAAAACCAUUAGGGAGCUACAGGUUCAGAUGGAUGACAACAACAGGUUCUUGAGAAACCAUUCUUUGGAAGAGGAAAACUGUAACAUUCAGAAGAAAUAUGAAUAUCUUAAAAGACAGUUAGAAAGGAUGGAAGUACAAAAUGAAGAACUUGCACAUCAGCUGGCAAACCAAGAGGAGAGUCUUCAGCACAGUGAAUUGCAGCUUAAAGAGAAAUUAGCAGAAUAUGAUGCUUUAGCCAGACAGUUGGAGGCUGCUUUGGAAGAAGGCAGAAAAAAGGAGUCUGAAGAGCUUGAAAAAAUGUCAUCCAAGGAGAGAGCUCUUCAGACAAAAAUAUUGACUCUGGAAACCGAAUUAAGAGAGAGACGAGAGGAGCAAAAGCGACUUGUCUGCAAAUUAAACAAUAGAGAGAAACAUCAGGAAGUAUGUUUGAAAGAAUUAGAGCACACUCUACAAAAAUCAGAAAACCAGAACCACAGCAUCCACAUGAAGGAAAAACUGUGCAAUCUCCAUGAAAGAUGUGUUCCUGUUAUUCAAUGUACUUCCAUUGCUGUAGAAAUCUCUCUGGAUUCAAUUUGCAUUCCAGCUACCAUGAUGGUUUAACAUUUUCCUCCACCACUUCAGAAUUUACCUGUUUAGUGAUACUGAACGAUCAUAACCUUUUAAAAAAAUCAUGAGUGAAGAAACAUCAAGAUAUGCGGAAGUAAAACCUUGAAUCCAGUACCAGGUUUACUUUUAAAAGCCUAGCACAGUCCAAUUAAACCACAUGGAGGUCACUGUAGUAAGUGUAGGCUUCUUAUUUGAUAAAUAGUUUAAGAAUUUCCAAUACAUUGCUUUAACCUAUUCUGCUAUGCAGGAAAUUAGAAAAACCUGAACCUUUUGUCUUUACUUUAAUGCAAUAAUUAGAGCCCUGCAAAUACGCGGCUAUCUGCUUCAUAUCUGUGGACCAUUUUUGCGGGUAGUUGGGCGGAUCCAGAUACAACCUCACAGGGCUCUAUGGAUCUGGAGUGGAGACAGAGACGUGUUUGCACAGGGCUGAGCCAAGCUGAGCUGCGCCCAUCCAAGUCUCAAACCAUUUUGGAGACACUUUGCCUCUUCCCAGCACCUGGUGGGCGGCUUAUAAAGUGCAGCCCGGUCCUGAGCCCCCUUCGUGGCAGCGGCAGCGAACGCCCCUCCCUUCCCCCCCCGCUGGGUCUAUGAAGGCAAGAAAUACGUCCAGGAAAAGGUAAUCUGAUUUCCGACAGAGCCCGGAGCACUUUAAAUAGGGAUAAAAUGUAUGCUGCCAGGGCUGGGAGUGGUGAGAAGGGAGAGUGAGGGAAAUGGGGAGAGUCAGUGCCUGGCAGGGGAUGGAGAGACCAUGAAGGAGAGACCAAGGAGCCGGGCUGCCUGGCUGACGGCUCAGAGAGUGGAGGGAUGAAAGUCCAUGAGCCAGGGGAUAAGCAGGAGCAGGUGAGAAGACUUCGGAGCCCAUUCCCAUCCUCUUAGGCAGGCCCACGCAUGUGGGGGGUGGGGAAUCUGAGCCUGGCCCUGGGGCCUCCUGGGCACCAUCCUGCCCUCCUGUCCCCUGAGGCGGCAGGCCCCGUAUCUGACAAGUACAUGUUGAGCAGCAGCAGCUGGACUCUGGCACCGUGUCUCAAUGGCAGCACCUAGGGUGAGCAGCUAGCAAGUAUGAAAAAUAGGACAGAGUGUGGAGUAAUAGGAAAAAGCCCUGAAUAUCAGGACUGUCCCUAUAAAAUUGGGACAUCUGCUCACCCUAGCGGCACCUCUCCUGUGGCAUCCAGCUCAGGCAACCCAGGGGGUGCAAUGCGCUCUGGGUUGGCAGCCAGCAGCCAGUGGCUGGGGUUGGGCAGCAGAUUGGAAUCGGGGCUGUCCAGCAUGUGCUCGCCAUCCAGCAGCUCAGCACCCCCUCCUCACGGCCCCUUCUUCAGACCCUGCCCCUUACCCCCAGUCCCUGCUCUCGCGCUUCCUCUUCCCUGCAACACCCCCCCCCCCGCUCGCUCAUCUCCGCCACCCCCUCCCCCCCGAGACAGCUUGCAGAUGUGGAUAGAGGUAAAAGUUGGCUAGCAGAUUGUGGGUCGGCUAGCGGGUUGAUCCUGGCGGAUGCAGAUCCACAUUUUUGUAUCAGCGCAGAGCUCUAUCCAUACCUAUACCUUUCCUACCAUAGCUGGCUACAUGGAUUAGUGGAAUUGGUGGCAAUUUCAGAGGCAGAAUCUUUACCUCAAUGUAGUACACAAGUUUGUAUGCUUCAAGUAUCACAUGAGUAUAAUACACCUCAGUUGGGUCAGGCUGACUGAUGGUGAUGCCCUGCUCAGAAAACACUAAGCUACUGAGAUAUCAGGUUGAGAUUGCUGGGCUGGCAGUUAGAAAAAUAUCUUUUUUUUACUUGUGAACUGAGAAAAGAAAUUAUGGAAUCAGUGAGGCCCUUAUCUUGCAAAUUCUUAUGCAUGCACUUAACUUUAUGCCUGUUGAAGCCAAUGGAAUUACUUAUAUGUGUCAAGUUAAGCUUGUGCAAGGUAGAGUCUGUGGGACCAUGUGUUUUUGUAUAAAGUUGCUUAUGUGUAAGUAUUUACAGGAUUGAAGCUUAAGAGACAGUAGCUAUGCAGCCCUUUUACCCACAUACUUUGAUGCUCCUACUAUAGGUAGCUGCAACUAGAAAGCACUGAGAGUUUGCCUGAGGCUACUAAAUUACCAGCUGAUACUCUGACUGUGCUUAAGUAUUAUUUACUUGGAGGCCAGGAUGUGUUAAUGCUAAGCAAAAAGAAUAACAUCUUUUAUAAACACAUCAGGAGGAAAAAUACUAGAGAAAAAAAUAGGCCCAUAGUAAGUGGUAGGAGGAUCAGUGUCCAAUGUUGACUCAAAUAGCUAAGGUACUGAACUCCUUGUUUAAGUCUGUAUUCAACCACAAAAAAUAAAGUAAGUUUAGACAGUUCAGAAAUGAGGAAAUUCUUGUAAAAAUAACUGUUCACAAAGAACAGGGAACCAUAAGGGAACACUUGGAAAAUUUGAACAUAUAAAAGUCAGCUGGCAUGUAUGUAAGUCAUGCCUUGUAGGUCAGAGAUUCUUAAAUUGUGUUCUGUGGAGCACUUUAUGUGGUCUGCAGAGAGCUGGUUGAUCACAUGGUGCUAGAUCCUUCCCCCUUAUUUCCAACUGCUUAAUGGUAUUAAAAGACAGAUAGAUAGAAAUAUAUGUAGUUGCCUCAGAGAUAUUAUAGGAUUGUAAAUUGGAGGGCUGCAGACAAUCUGUAUAUUUACUACACAGAAGAACAAAGUAUAUUCGCCUAUCUUAAUGUUGAUAACUUGCCUGUCAAAAAAUUACUAACCCCGGGCAAGUGAGUAACUUUUUGCAUGGUUGAACUAAUACAUCUGGAUAAACAGAUAUUCAGUAGGAGAAAUUUAUUGGUGAUAGUGACAGCAAGUUGGACAUAAUUUGUAAUGUCAAAUGAGAGCAACAAAGGCCAAUGCAGUUUUAGGCUGCGUACAUAAAGGAACAAUGGCCCAGGAAAUGAAAGGUCUGUAUGACUCCAGUGUAGAGCACCCAGAAUAUAAUGUUCAAUUCUGAGCAUUUUAUUUACAGGAAAAUAUGGACAAGUGGAGAGUGUUCAGAGAAGAUGUCAGGAUGCAUAUGUUACAUUGCCAGCCAUCAGAAUGUUCCCCAAAUCUGCCCUUUUUUGAAAAUAAGACAGUACAGUUCCCGCCUGUGCUCUUUUAUUGCUUCCAAAUGGUUUAAACAAUUGCUAGAUCCAACUGGAUAAUACUGCUAAAUCACAUACAUCAUAUGUCUGCUCAGUAGUAAGUGCAUGUUGCCUCCACACUGAAAGGGAACAUCCUGAGCGUCAGAGAGAUGACAACCCAAAGAGGAUUUUACUUCUUUAUAAAGCAUUAGCUAUGUGUUACCAUUAACAUUUGUACAUCUUGUAUUUUAGAAGGUACCUUUAUGGCUUUGUCUCCUUGUUUUUCAGCAUACACAGCAGCUUGUGAUCUUUAUUUUCACAUUACAGAAUUCAAAUGUCUUUAUGUGUAGUUCUCUUAUUAUGAGUCAUGUUCAUUGGCUUUUUUCUCAUACUGCUAGUGGCAAAGUUGACAUGUCAUUUAGUCAGAUCACUAAAAUGACAUCAUUGUAAUGCUUGUACUCAACCUCAUGAUAUGCAGCCACCACCAAUGCACUGUGGAAGAAAACUUAAUUUUAUAAGCAGCUUUUAAGGACACUCUUGACCAUAUCACAAAUCAAAUCAUAUGAACACUGUGUUUAUUACCUGGGUUCCAAUCGAAGGUAAUAAAGUUUGAGGUCUCUUAUCCUUUAAAUUAUUUUAUUUGUCCCCCCUUUUCCCCCCCAUGCACGAAAAUGAUGACAGAGCCUACACCAGGUUCUUCAUUUCCUAUAUGUAUAUCUUAACAUUCUAGAAGCCCUGUUUGAUAGAGAUUUGCUAUAUGUACCUUUUACUGUCAUUUUCAUCUUUAGAGACACUUCAUGACAAAGCUACUAACAUAAGU